Oryzias latipes (Japanese medaka) is the source of this 3937-nucleotide messenger RNA. RefSeq names its product solute carrier family 45 member 1 (gene slc45a1). Gene Ontology annotation, molecular function: sucrose:proton symporter activity. The record is from RefSeq and is a predicted model, not a curated record. NCBI's taxonomy places the organism in Eukaryota, Metazoa, Chordata, Actinopteri, Beloniformes, Adrianichthyidae. Gene Ontology annotation, biological process: transmembrane transport. Gene Ontology annotation, cellular component: membrane.
UUACAUAACUGAGAGUAUUUACAUUAUUUACUGUAACCAUAAUCAUUCAUCGUAAAGCUGCAAAACGUUUGUUUUUUCCCAUAUCUGCCUCCUAUUGCUGUAAGGUAGUAAGGAAUAUUCUCUUCACCUGAUGGAGUUUCUAAAAGCUGAAGAUGAACAGCUAAAGAAGAUGGUGACCGCGUGCUUUACAGGAAACCCACGGUGUGGACAGAUGUGUCAGUGGUGCUGAUGCUGCAGGGAGGGGCGUGACGUCACGGGACAGACCGUGGUGAGGAGGCGAAUGGAGAGAAGAGGGGGAAGGAGGAGAAGGGACGCAGGAGCAGCGAGGGGGGGAUGAUUGCAUCAAAGGAAAAUAAAAAGAAAUUAUGACCCUUUAGUUAAUUUUUCCCCUCGAACACCAUCACCCCCCCCCCCCCACCCCCCGAGCUUUCCUUCCCAUUGAGCUGCAAUAAAUGACGUCCCGCCUCCUGAAGUGUGAUCUAGCUUGAGAGAUAUGUCAUCUCCAGGCAUGGGCACCCCCAGUGACCCUCUUCUGGCCAGUCCAGAGGGGAGGUCAUCCACAGCUCAGGAAGGCACAUGGAGGAGCUCCUUACCCAAAACCGCCAGCUUCCCAACAUCUACCACCCGACACCUCAGCCACAGAGCCAACAACUUCCAAAGACAACCAAAGCGUAGGAAGCUGAUACGACCUUCACCGCCUCCCCCUCCCAACACACCCUGCCCCCUGGACCAGCUGGACCUCAGCGAGCUUCCCCCACGAAGGACCUUUCAAGAGUUGCUAUUCAACGGCUGCAUCCUGUUUGGUAUUGAAUUUAGCUAUGCCAUGGAAACAGCUUAUGUGACUCCCGUCCUUCUACAGAUGGGCCUACCGGAUCAAUUCUACAGCUUAGUGUGGUUCAUUAGUCCCAUUCUAGGAUUUCUGGUUCAGCCUCUCCUUGGAGCAUGGAGUGACCGUUGUACUUCUCGGUUUGGAAGGAGACGACCUUUUAUUUUUGCUUUGGCUGUUGGGGCUCUGUUUGGUCUGACUCUACUAUUAAAUGGGCGUGACAUCGGGGGUGCUCUGGCGGACACAGCAUCAAAUCACAAGUGGGGCAUUGUGCUAACAGUUUGCGGCGUUGUUCUAAUGGACUUUAGCGCGGAUUCAGCUGACAACCCAAGCCACGCCUACAUGAUGGACGUAUGCAGCCCAGAGGACCAGGAUCGGGGCCUGAACAUUCACGCAUUACUUGCAGGACUAGGAGGAGGAUUUGGCUACAUUGUGGGGGGAAUCAACUGGGACCAAACACAGUUUGGAAGGUCGAUGGGAGGUCAGCUGCGGGUCAUAUACUUGUUUACAAGUAUCACUUUGGUAAUUGCUACAGCCAUGACUUUAACAAGCAUCCCUGAGAGGACUCUACCAAAGAGCCAGAUGAGCAAAAACUCUGGCAAAAAUCAUCUGAAGAGCCCCAGCCUCCCUCUUCCUCCCUCUCCUCCUGUUCCCCCUGGAGCUACUCAUGGACUGGAUCAGGAAGACGAGGAAGGUCUUUACAACUACACUUUUUCAAAGUCUCACACCGGCAAUCCAGACGCCAUGGCUCAUUCUUGCAGUGCUAAUGCACGUCUUUGCGCUGGCCUCACAAGCCCCAUAUCCCCCAUGAGUCCGCUUACUCCAAAAUACGGCAGCUUUAUAAGCAGGGACACCUCGCUUACUGGCAUUAACGAGUUUGCCUCCUCAUUAGGAACAUCCUACAUAGACAGUGUACUCAUAGACUGCUACACAGGCCAGCAGACUCCACAGGCCCUGGCCCCAAACUCCACCACUGUGCCUCUGCCUCCAGGGGACUCCCCAGCUCCUGACAGGUCCGUACAGGUAGCAGAGCAUCCUCCUGCAGUCCAGGCUGAUGGAGUCUCUCCAUCGCAUGCUCAGGAUGCAGAAGAGCCUCAGCCUGAUGGGGAUGCGCAGACUCACUGUGCACCUCAGCCUGCAGACGGGGAUCAGUCUAGUGCAGGAUUACACCGAGGUUCCACUGCGAGCAUCCUGAAGCGACCUCAGAGUCUUGCACUGAUGGAGGAGCCCAUGGCAACCCAAGUCGUCGGUCUGGAGAAUGGACGGAGGAGGACUGUCACUUUCAGUCAACAGGUUGCAAACAUUUUGCUGAACGGAGUGCGCUACGAAAGUGAUUUGAGUGAGAAUGUGGAGACAGGGGAAUCCCAAAUGUCAAUGAAGCUACUGUGUAUAGCCAUCUACAGGAUGCCUCCCUCUCUGCGGAGUUUAUGCACCAAUCACUUUUUAGGCUGGCUGUCUUUUGAGGGCAUGCUUCUCUUCUAUACCGACUUCAUGGGGGAGGUUGUGUUUGAAGGAGAUCCCAAAGCACCCCACGACUCUGAGGCUUACCAACGCUACAACGCUGGGGUCAGCAUGGGUUGCUGGGGUAUGUGCAUCUAUGCAUUCAGUGCUGCAUUCUACUCAGCCAUAUUGGAGAAAUUAGAGGAGCGUUUCUCGCUUCGCACUCUAUAUUUCUUUGCCUACCUUGCAUUUGGUUUAGGCACAGGCCUCGCAACGCUGUCCACCAACCUCUACAUUGUACUUUCGCUCUGUGUCACCUACGGGGUGCUCUUCUCCUCUCUAUGUACGCUGCCUUACUCUCUGCUGUGUGAAUACUACCAGAGUCCUCAGUUUUGCGGCUCAUCAGAAGAAGGGACCAGACGAGGGAUGGGGGUGGACAUUUCUCUGCUCAGCUGCCAGUACUUCCUGGCUCAGAUCCUGGUCUCUGUGGCAAUGGGACCUCUGACUUCACUGGUGGGAGGGGCUCAGGGAGUGAUGUACUUUGCAAGCCUGAUGUCAUUCGUGGGCUGCCUGUACUCCUCUCUCUGCGUGGUGUACCAGCUGCCCCCCCCUGAGGGUGAGCCCCCCGAAAGCGAGACCCAGCCACUGUUGGUGCACACUUAGCAAAAGCCUUCUUUAUUCACACAACCUCACACACGCACACACAUGCUAAAGCUAACCGCACUGGAAUUACUGCAUGUGUCACACUGAUGAGCCCUGCUCCUCUCAGAGUCACAAACAGACAGACAGGCAUUGGCCGCCACUAUAGUGUAUGUAAAUACCACCAAUUUGUUCAUACAGCGUGUGUGGACCCAUGCUUUUUCCCUUAACUUUUGCAAAUGAUUGUGGGGCUUUUUUGUGUGUCUGAUUGUGUACAGUCCUGUUGUGUCUUGCUUUGGUCCCGAACAGCUUGAGUCGUUUAGUUCUUUGCAGCCAAAUCUUCAUUAUUUCCCUGCUUUUUUUAGUUUGAUGUUUUGAGCAUUUAUAACUUGUGUGUAAGCUAACCACAGCUUUCCUCUCUUUUUCUCCCUUCAAUCAGUUGCCUGAUAGUUGCAUGCGCUGCAGUACAGCGUGAUGUCACACAGCCUCUGUUUUAGGGACACAGAGCCAAAUGAAUGUCUACCUGCCUGUUUCUCUGAGUUAGCAUUUUAGCAUGGCACUCACAGCAGGAAUCAUAAUAAUGGUGCGGCCACAUAUUUCGUACACUUUCUCUUCAUUUAUUUUUAGCAACUCCAGUUGGUAUAUUUUAGCUUUUCACAGUAGAAAAAGAGUUCAUAUUUCACACAUUUUAACAGGAAAACACAAUCUUUGCAGAUCUCACUAUGCCGUGUGUGAUCUAGGCACUUUGCAAAGCCAUUUAUUUUGGGGGAGAAAAAAGAAAAAAAAACUAAAAUGUGUCCCGAGGGCAAAUUCCCAAAGCAAAAUCCUGCCGAAGCCACACGCAGCUCUGUGUGCCGUCAUCCUCCUCUCUGCCACUCCAUUGUAAAAUUGACAGUGAUUCUUGUCAUUGUCAGGAAGAGAAGUUGAAACUGGGGUGUGAAUCAGCAUUCACUCGGAAACCGGGCAAGAACAGCAAAGAGAAGACUCGUGAACUGUGGGUCACCCUGAAGAUGGACAUCCUAAAAACAAAAA